CGGCCUCUGCUCUUUCUUCCCCGGACGGACGGACCAGACGGAGUUGGCGGCGCGAAUCCAUGGCGCUCCUCUUCUUCGACCUCAGCCUCCUCCCAUCCCCCAACCCCAACUCCCGCCUUCUCGCCGCCGCACGAGCCCUCGAGCUAGGCUACGCUGCCGUUGCCCUCGACCACCCGCACCGCGGCCUACUCGCCGACGCCGACCGCUGCCACACCGCUCCCUUCCCCGCCUUGUCUUCCCUCCCGCUCCCCCCCUCCGCCUCCCUCCACCGGUCCCGCAAUGGAUCCCCUGCCUCCGAGCCCUUCCGCCAGUACACGCGCAUCACCCUCUCCCUCGACUCCGCCGCCGCCGCCGCGUCCGCGCUUGCCCCCUCCGCCGCCCGCCUCCUCCGCACGUACGACAUCGUCGCGGCGCGCCCUCUCACCCAGGCCGCGCUCGACCACCUCUGCCAGUCCGCCACAGAGAUUGAUGUCAUCUCCAUCGACUUCUCUCACAAACUGCCAUUCCGUCUCAAGCUCCCAAUGAUCAAGCUUGCACUACAGAGGGGGAUACACUUUGAGAUUGCAUACUCUCCCCUCAUCGACGAUGUCAAUUCAAGGAGACAAGUCCUGGCCGAAGCCAAGCUGUUGGUGGACUGGACUAAAGGAAAGAAUCUCAUCAUUUCAAGUGCUGCUCAUAAUGCUAAUGAAAUUAGAGGCCCCUAUGAUGUCAUAAAUUUAUGUGCAUUUUUGCUUGGUCUUUCUAUGGAGCGAGCCAAAGCUGCUAUGUCCGUAAACUGCAGGUUGCUUAUUUCCAAGGCUACGAGGAAGAAACAUUUCUACAAAGAGACAAUUAGAAUUGAUAGACUGUUACCAAAUGAGCAACUAAAUUCAACAAAGUAUAAGGUUGGUGACUGGAUUGGUUUGGAUCCUAUAUCUUUUAAAGGUGAUCUACAAACUUUGCAGACAAAUCUAGAACCUUCUCCCAACAAAGAUGAACUACCUGUUUCACCCAUGAAUUUGCGCACCAAAGUGUUGUGUCAAAAACGUCACGAUGCUGAUGUGUCUCUCUUUGCCGACCGAUUAGAGCAGUCUACUGAUGAUAGUGAAAUUCCAGUUGAAACUCAAGAGGAAACCUUACAGGCUAACAGAGGUGAAGCUCACAGUGGCUCUGUUCACACCAUCAAGGUUAACCCUGAAAACAAUGAAAUUGUUAUGGCUGGCAGUGUGCAGGCUUGUUUUGCCUCUUCUGUUGACCAGAAAUGUAUUGAGGAGCAUGUUGAAUUUGUUGAGGAUGCAAUGGAAUUAGAUUCUACAGAAUUGUGCACAUUAAACCUCAUUUCAGGUGACAGUACUCCUUUAUCCUCCGAUGUUAAGUUACCAUGUUCUUCUCUUCCCCAGAGUAUGGAGCUUUUUCACACUAGUCUUGAGAACAAGGGUCCUGGCCAACCUAGUGAAAUCGUAGAUCAUACUAAUACUUGUGCAAAUCAUGGGUCUAUCCGCACAUCUGGUGAGAGGGAGGAACAGGCACCUCUGGAUCAUGAAAUUGUUUCAUGGUCUGAUGUUUGCCUCGAGGGUAAGCGCUUGGACAUACCUGAUGAUGUUCCAGUUAACUCGGAGACUCACAGAGAUGCUGCGGAAUCAUUGGGGUGCUCAACUGGUGGGCGAGAUGAUGAGACGCCAUUAAAUCUUACAGUUCCGUUGAGUACUGAUUUAUGCGAAGACAUUGUACUGCCAGCUCAUCAAGUAGAGCAAAAUGUGGAUGAAGACGUCGAAAAUACUGAGAGUUAUAAGGUGGAACCGGUUUACAGAAAUGCAAUAAGAAUGAUUUCAGUGGAAAAUACUCUCAGCGGUCAAGAUAUCACUUCAGCUGCUGUUGUUUAUGAUAAGGGGUCCAGUGACGGAACUUGGGCAAAUAAUGAAUUGGAAGAACAAAAUUUAAAGAAACCUGAUGCUUCUUUAGAGAAAGAUGUUGCUAAAAUAGAUGAGGGGUCACCAAAUUAUGAUCAUGCAGAUGAUAAGGUGGAUAUAUCUACAGCUAGAUCAGAAAAGCGAAGACAAAAACUAUUGUUGCACGGCCCCUCGUAUAUUCCUUUCUUGGGCUUUCUUAAGCCUGUGUCCUUCAAGAAGAAAGUAUGCAAAGUAAGAGGCCUGGUCAAAUCUUUAUAUCAUAUUGUUUGCCUAAAAUGUGCUGGCUAACGGUAAUCAACGUUAGUUAUGAAUCAUGUGUAAGGUCGUAUCUAGAAGAAAAUCAUAACAACUGUUGGGAGUAUACAAUUCAAGCAUUUUGCUGCAUACCAAAGGCAAACGGAUCUACUUGCAAUGUGAUAUCCUGGUGCGCUUUGACUUUAUCUUGUCGGUUGGCUAAGGCCACUUGAAGGUUGACUAGCCCGUGUUGUCAGGCUCUUGAGUGGGGUACUGUAGGGAUUCAUCAGAAGGUGUACCAUUAUGGGAGAACAGAGUCUUGCAAUUGGUUGUGGACACUUCCAAUGAUCUUACCAACCAAUAGCCAACUGAAAACAGCGUCCUGGAUCUGUAGCAUCAAACUUGUGUCAACUAGAUGCUUGAAACAACACAGAUCCUUGUGGGGGUCUAUCUUGUAGCCUGGAAUUUUCAAAAGUGUUAUGAUUCUUCUCCACUGAAGUCUCGAGAGAUUCACUUUCGAAGGUAAUGAUAGUAGUGGCGCAGA
Aegilops tauschii subsp. strangulata is the source of this 2667-nucleotide messenger RNA. RefSeq lists its product as uncharacterized. Gene Ontology annotation, cellular component: nucleolar ribonuclease P complex. NCBI's taxonomy places the organism in Eukaryota, Viridiplantae, Streptophyta, Magnoliopsida, Poales, Poaceae. The record is from RefSeq and is a predicted model, not a curated record. Gene Ontology annotation, biological process: tRNA processing. Gene Ontology annotation, molecular function: RNA binding.